AAUUUACUCUGUUUCUCUGAAAAUCAGAGUCGUUUUUGAAAACUACUCUAAGUGCCUUGAGUAAAAAAAUUGAUGUUUUUUUUUACUCUGAUUAUAUCAGAGUAACCAUUUGUACCCCUCUGAGGGUUAGUGUACAGGGGGUAUACCUAUAGAUUUCCCCUGUACCCUGUACCUGGCCUUGCCCCAAUAUCCCGCAAUACGCGAGUGAGCCCGACGAUGGCGGUGGCGACGAGUCUGUCCAUCUGCGAACUCCUAGAUCGCUCCCUCUUAGCGGGCUCGACUUUCUCCGUCGAGUUGCUACCGCUCCAGUUGAGCCACAGCCUCUGCCUUCUCUCAGUAGUGAGGAAUGGGACAGGAAUUUGGAGGCUAUGGUUGACGCUGGUCCUGUCGCCGAACCUUCAGUUGUACCUGUUGUCACUGCAUCAACCCCAGCGUCCACAUCAACGGCAUCAACUCCUGCCUCAACUCCUGCGUCCGCCUCAGAAAAGAAGCGUCGCUUCAACCAGACUUAUCUCCCGUUCGCGCCGCCUCCCCCUAAGUCUCCGCCACCACCAGAGCCAGAGCCCGUGCCACAGCAACUGCCUUCGGCUGCUUUAACCCCCGCCGAGAAGAUGGCGAAGGCCUAUCUUGCUGCGCAACGGAAGUACACUGCCGACUGGUUACCGAAAUUCCCCUGGCUAGUGCUGGAUAAGACUAACGAUGGUGCACCUUGCUUGCGUUGCAGUAUCUGCAUGGAGCACGGCAAAGACCACGCACGAUACGGGCGCAACGGCCUCGCCAACAUGCUGAAGACGAGGGACUGGGCCAAAAGCUAUCCGAAUCUCAUGAGGAUCUGGCAGGCGAUGGCGGUUCUGCCCUUGAGCACCGUCGAGUGCGAGCGCGGUUUCAGCAGGCAGAACGCCGUCAAGAGCUGGCUGAGGACGACCCUGUGUGAUGCAAGACUCGGCGACCUGAUGACCAUUAGCCUCCUGGAGUACGACAUGGACUACCCUGAGAUCGUGGAGAUCUGGAGACGCCAGAAGAACCGCAGACAGGCAAAAGUGGUGGCUUAUGAGAGGAGCAGCGAUGCUGCCAAGGGCAAGGAGCAUGAUGAGUCAGAGGAGGAUAGUGGCUCUUGUGAGAGUGCCUCAGAGGGAGACGAGGAUGAGCAUGGUGACUAAUGUAUGUAUGUGUAUUUGAAAUGGAACGUACG
Closterium sp. NIES-67 is the source of this 1192-nucleotide messenger RNA. NCBI's taxonomy places the organism in Eukaryota, Viridiplantae, Streptophyta, Zygnematophyceae, Desmidiales, Closteriaceae. The record is from the annotation of a GenBank genome assembly.